Messenger RNA from Asterias rubens (European starfish), 1002 nucleotides. RefSeq names its product ras-related protein Rab-13-like. The transcript is spliced from 7 exons. The record is from RefSeq and is a predicted model, not a curated record. Bases 96 to 785 code for a protein of 229 amino acids. NCBI's taxonomy places the organism in Eukaryota, Metazoa, Echinodermata, Asteroidea, Forcipulatida, Asteriidae. Gene Ontology annotation, molecular function: GTPase activity; GTP binding.
UCAUGUGUUGAGCGUCCCCCAUCCAGCAGAUACCUGCAAAACAAGACAAAAGUGAACACGAACUGUGUAAUAAAGUCGUUGUUUUGAGAAGAAGCAUGGCGAUCCAUGCAGUUGCUGGCGUACAAAGGGAUGAUGUUCAAGCUGAUGUUACUUUUAAGAUUCUUGUUCUUGGGGAUAGCAGUGUGGGAAAGACAUGUUUGAUUUGUAGGUUUUGUGAAAAUAAUUUCAUUGAUACUGGCUCCCAUGCAUCCACAGUUGGUCUUGACUUCAAACAAAGGGUUGUUACCCUUGAUGGAAAGAAAAUACAGCUGCAGAUAUGGGACACUGCCGGGCAAGAGAGAUAUCGAACACUCACGACAGCUUACUACAGAGGAGCAAUGGGUAUUCUUCUGCUGUUUGAUGUGAGAAAUGAACUGAGCUUCAACCACAUUACUAGCUGGCUGGAAAAUAUAUCACAGAAUGCUUCAUUAGAUGUUUGUAAAGUGCUCGUUGGCAACAAGUGUGAUGACAGCAGUUGCAAGAGAGUUUCAACAAUGAGGGCUAUCAAUCUUGCCAGUGCCUUUGAUCUUAUGUUCUAUGAAACCAGUGCUAAGAUGUCAGUCAAUGUGGAACCUGCAUUUAUGGCGCUUGUCAAACAAAUGCUCACUAAGCAACAACAGCGGUCUAACUAUCUCCAAAAUGAAGAUGUUAUCCAUGGCAGUAGAUUGGAGUCAAUGAAGCAGGAUGUUAUCCAUGGCAGUAGAUUGGAGUCAAUGAAGCAGGACAUAAAGUGGUGUGGUUGUUAAUCAUUAUUUAUUCAAAGAAUUAAAACAGAGAAAACAACGAGCGUGUCAAACAAAUUUUCUUGCCAUUUUUAGACAUAUGUGCAAGACAUCUUAUACCAUCUCAAACUAAUCAAAGGAUAUCUGUCAUCAGAAAUAACUUCACAAUCAAACGGCCAGGGUACUUUUUGUAGGACAAAAAACACAAUGUCCACAGAUUUACAUUAAACUUACACAGUUU